AUGUCCUCCUCUGCCGCCCCGGACGACAGGGGCGCGUCACGUCCUCGCUCCGGCAUCCUCACGCCGAGCUCAGACGGAAGCCUCAACCAUGCCGGCGACAAAGCUGCCGUAUCCACCGUCUCCUCGCCCGCGGAUCGGUGCAGGCGACGUUCCGAUCCGGCCAUGGAGAGACUGCUCAGACCGUCUAUAGCCGUCAAGCCGCACCCGCACGCCCUUUCUGUGCAGCCCAAAACGCUAUCGCCUCUGUUUGUGCUGCGGCGGCAGGACCUGCCGCUGAGCUGCAUCGACUUUGGCUCCACGACGGCCGAGAGCGCCUACACCCGCCUCGUCGAAUCCCGCAUCAAGAUUCUCGACCUCGAGACCCGCAUAGGCGCCGCGCGGAGCGUGCUGGUGGCCCGGCACGAAGCUACGCGUGCUGUCUACGCCGUCGAGCGGUACGCCGACGGCCUGUAUGCCAUGUGCAGACUCGGCGCCUGGGUCAGCGUCGAGCGGCUCGCGCGGGACGCGGCGACUGCCGUGUGCGCGGAGCGUGUGUUUCCCGUCAAGGCCGAGACGUCGUCGUCGCCGUCAAUCGCCGCCGCCGCCGCCAUGACGACGACGACAACAACGACGACACUGCGCAUGGACAGUCCGCAGAGGAAGAAGCGCGCCGCGAUUGAGGCGAUUCAAUCGCUGGUCCGCAAGAAGCCCAAGGCGGAGGCGAGGACGUCAAGCGACGGGGUCACGGCGCCAGAGGUGCCGCCACGGUCAUCGGAUCAGAUGCUUGCGCACGUGAAGCAGAGUGUGGAGGAAUCGCCAAUGCCGGAAAUCAUGAUUCGGCAUGUCAAGAAGGGAGAAGAGGAGUUGCCGAUGCCCGAGAUUAUGAUUCCGCACAUUAAGUCGGCACGAGACGAGAAAACGCCCGAGAUCAUGAUUCGGUAUGUCAAGGGAGAAGAUGAGGUGCCGAUGCCCGAGAUCAUGAUUCCGCACAUCAAGACGAGACCAGACGAGAAAACGCCCGAGAUCAUGAUUCCUCACGUCAAGGCUUCGCCCGACGAAACCCAGAUAGUGCAAAGCAGCAAAGCCAAGGCUCAUUUCCCCGUCAGAGAGACUCAAGGAGAAAGCUCGGCGAUGGGCGCGGUAUCAGCGCUCCCCUCGAGCCAAAUUCAUAUCCGAGCGAUCGACGAUGACACUCAAGACAUGGCUACCAACAUAUUUGAAAAUAUGCGAGCUCAUUAUUUCGAAGCAUUAUACAAGUCUAUGGGAUCCCUUGCAUAUUUUGCCAAAGGUCCUCUAUCACGAGCUAGAUCAGCCUUCCACCUUGAUCUCGAGGCGACUCUCGACAUGGCCGACCUCAUCGAAUUCCUCAAGAGCCUGGUUCUCACCACUGUACAAGUCGACAAGAAAUACCGUGAAACUGCGCCAGACAUCAUCUCUCAAAUAGCCGCCCCCGUGGAUAGCUCCGACGAGGCUCGCUCCAAGAAACGCAAGCCCAAAAAGAUGAAAAUAGGCAAGAAUGGUCUCUAUCCUGAUGAAGAUGACCGUAUUCGAAAGUGGUGGAAUGCCAACAAGCCCGAGCUCGACGAGGAGCAGCCCACAUAUACUGCCAUGCAAAUCAAGUCCCAUCUGUCACUGCUUCGCACCCGUGAGACGCAGCUGCAAAUGAUUCUGAUCUUGGAGAUCCUGGCCCUUGAGCCGCUCAAAGCUGCAGACGAUGCAGCGGACAGUAGCCUUCCUCUACUGCCUGGCGCCUCCGCCUCGCAAGCUCAUCGCUCACCUGCGGUUGCCCCAGCAAAGAAAAGAAACAAGCAUAACUUGCCGGUUCUCAUCGAUGUUCACGCCGACCGUUUGACGAUCUGGCAGUCGACUGCCACAGACGAGCAGCAAUUGGCAGAGGAGUCACAGGUUAACAGACACAGUCUCAGUGGCAGCCUAGUGCAAAUAUCAUCCUCGGAGCCACUGAAAGAUUUUUGUACCGAUGUUAUUGUACCAUUCUUCUCGGCACGUAUUCCCGAAAUGUGCGACGCAAUCAGUAGGAAGCUUGGCGGCCCUGUGAUUGUGCCUGCAAGUGGCAGCAAAACCCAGAAGCGCUCCGCACCCAAAAAAGAACAGAAACCUGGCUCUGCGACCAAGAGACCCGCCGCUGUCCAGCGGCCAAGGACACUCCAGCGCGCGUUAUCAACAGAUCAGCAGAGCCGCAGGAGCGUGUCUCGCGGACCGAGCAACGUGAUUGCUCUCCUGCGAUCUGCCACCUCGACCUCGCUACCUUCGAUGAAGCGCGAGGGAAGCGAGACUGCCAAUCUCGGGCGCCUGUCCAAGAUGGAAGGCGACAGUCAGAGAAGACCGGCGCUCUCGCGCAGCAACAGCAGCGGCGUGGCGGGCCACGACACAUCCAAGGCGAGUAGACAAGCUUUGGUUGACGCCCAGGUCAAAGAUGCUAUUGCUGCGUUGCGUAAACCGAAUAGACAAGUUGUUGGCCAAGCUAUGCAAGAGGCCGACCAGCAAAGAGUCCUCGCGGCGAAGAAAACCCGCAGAAUGCAGCGAAGUACUAUCGUCAAGGCAACGCCCGCCAACAACAGAUUCAGGGACGUUUAUGCGUAUAGCCAGGGCCAACCUGGUUUGCCUAUGCAACACAUUGAGGAGGCCGUUGCGCCUUCAAGUGUAGAAGCUUUUAUCCCAUCGACCGGCCAUCGGACUGGCUUCCGGAACCCCAUGGACCUCAACACAUCCCCAACGAUUGACACGGUGGGCAGCACCCCGUCGAAACGAGCAACGAAGUCAACGUUUCUGCAUCGCUCCAACGACGAGCUUUGCCUUCCGCCCUCGCCUUUGGUGCGGACCAGCAACAACCCAACGCCUCGCCCUCUCUCUUCCAGUCUGAGCACGAAUAAACAGCCGCAACUAGCCAAGGCUGACGAGGGAGCUGCGAAGCAGUAUGAGACAAGGGACCACGUCUUUGCGACGCCUGCCAAAAAGGAGAAGCACCAGCAAGUGCUCAGCGGCAGCCCUGUCGGGCAGCUGCGAUUGCAGGGCCAGAGUGAGCCGAAAAAAUCCAUCUACGCGACGCUUGGCUGGGACGACGACUAUGACAUUUAG
Beauveria bassiana ARSEF 2860 is the source of this 3075-nucleotide messenger RNA. RefSeq lists its product as uncharacterized. Gene Ontology annotation, cellular component: DNA replication preinitiation complex. Lineage: Eukaryota; Fungi; Ascomycota; Sordariomycetes; Hypocreales; Cordycipitaceae. The transcript has 5 exons. Bases 1 to 3075 code for a protein of 1024 amino acids. Gene Ontology annotation, biological process: DNA replication initiation. The record is from RefSeq and is a predicted model, not a curated record.